GUCGAGAAAGUUGCCGACAAAGGUUCGAUUGUCUGCCGAAAGAGCCGUCAUGGGCUCCUUGCGACCCAAGUUACCGGAUCUGGAGGAAGAUCUGGCCGAGUUUCGAGCUCAGGAGUCAGCUUCAUCUCAGGGCAGCUCUCGCUUUGCAGCGCAGGUCAAGGCAGGUCAGAUUGAUGCGCCGACGCUACGCCACAUCGAUGCAACAGAUGGGCAUCGACCUGAAGCCUUCAGCUUUGGUUCUGGUGCAGAAAGAGUCAGCUUCAAUCUCGAGAGCCAGAGUGUGCCCCGAGCCGCUGGGAGCGCAAAGGGCAAGGCCAGGGUUGUGGGAGAGAUCAGGGAGUCACACGAGAGUGAAAAGCCAUCCUUUGCUCAAGCUGACCUUUCCUCGACUGGCUUUCCCAUCGCCCAACAUCGCUCGCAACGCGGCUCAAGAUUCAGACAAGCAAAAGAAAUUCCGCCAGCGUCAAGCACGCCGAUAGCGACAAUGGAAGCGAGUACAUCGGCAUCAAAGCUGGACUCUUCUGAGGACACAGCAAUCUCUCGCGAGAACGAGGAGAGACUGGCCGGUUUGUCUCCUGGAGAGAUCGAGCAAGCGCGACGAGAGGUCCUAGCUCAGCUGAAUCCAAGCCUGAUUUCCUUUCUCGAGAAGCGCCAAAGCAAGACACUAUCACAGCAAAAUGUCGUGCUGAAGACCAUCCCGUCCGAGGAGGAGGAACCUCGAUCUGAAGCAAAAGAGCUACGCGAUUUGCGAGAUCAGUUCUUUCCUGAUGAGCCUUUGCAUCCGCUCGCGACAGACGCCCCUGUCGAGCAUGCACAUCUACCGCCUGCAUCAGAGCACGAGCCUCGGUUUACUGCGGACGGCCGGCAGGCAGACAAGAAUAACAAUCUUGCGCACACGAUCACUCAAAUACUUGCCAUGACGGGCUCGACAGCAAUUUCGCAAAGACGACUUGCGCUCAGUACAGCUCGUAACAUACUGGCAGAUUCAGAAAACCUAGCUCUACUCGGCCAGGAGGCCAACUUUCGGGAAACAAUUGCUACAGCUGUCAAGUGCGCUGCCCGAGCCCUCGCAGAUCGCGACGUCACCUGCAAUGCCAAUGCAAUCCAGCUGUAUUCAAUCUUAUGGCCGGACAACGUCGGGGCGAGCGACACCAAGCAACAAUUGGCACGUACAGCUUCGACGACAUUGCUCAAUUUGGAGCCUCCACCCCUGGCAAGGCUUCAGCAACAUCUCAACGAAAUUAUUAGCACCUUCGAAGAAGACCCGACCGGGCAAUGCAAGCUGACAGUCAUGAGGAUCUGCCUCCUUCUGCGACAUAUGGCAAAGACAGCCAUUGAAAUGACAGACGCCAUCGUGUCUACCCCUGGCCUUCUCGAGGCAGCCUGUCAGGCAGCUCAUGGCGGCUCUUGGCCACCCAUUCGACCGGCUCAUCUGCCAUUGUCAGAAGCGGUCUACCUGCUCACAGAUCUCGUGCGUGCGUCUCGAGACUAUGCAGUCGCCAUUCUCGACAGGAAGCUACCGGAUGGGCUUUUGCGCUUUGUCAGCCUGCCUCAUUGGCGUCUAUCGAGCAAAGCCGACCUCAGCUCAGAAGGCAAGGGGAUGCUGGCAGCCACCUUCGAGCUCUGGAACGCACUGGCAUGCUAUGGUCUGGGCUGCAGCGUACGCACUUCUGCCAUGUCAUCUUUGGCGACGAUCGAGAUCGACUUGCUCAGCAAGUGGAGAGUACAUGCCUCAGAUGCAGAGUCUUGGCUCACGCUCGCUUGUACGUGGGCAACGUGCGCGCUCGAUCCACAUCAGACGACGCCAGAACACGAUAUCACUUGGUCUCAGGUGCAGAGCUGGCUCGACUCGGCUUGCACGCUAGCCGAUGAAGCAAGCAAAAGUCUCGAGAGCCUUCCCGCCCGCCGAGUGCUCGGAUCUGCUUACACCCUCAUCAGUAUCAUCGUCACUGGAUCGAUGCGUAAGUCGCCUACUUCUCCGAUUACAGCCCUCGUCUCGGCUCGGGUCGCAGCGCAUCACCUGUCGGUCGAGAUCUUCAGCAUGCUGCUGCUCGGAGCAGAAGAGAAUGACCCGCCAGAAGCAAUGACGGCCAUGUCUCAUGCCUUUCAAGGCCGCAUGCUGCUCAGCCGCGCACUAUCCGAGCCUCGAUCGAAGAGAUCGCGACCUCUUUUCGUGGCCAUCGAAGAAGUGGCAAAGAAUAUCGAUGACUUGGCUCUGCAGAACCUCUUGUGUGUCGGCUUUGCGCGCCUUGACGUUCCUCCCAAGGAGAAGCUAUCGGCAAUCUGUAGCUUGCUGCCGUAUCUGGCAGACGGCAUGCAGCCGGAGGCCAUCGAGCUGGUCAAGCUCGCACUCGAGCUCACUUCGCAUCUCGAGCUUCUACCGCACUAUGAAACGGCCAUCUCGACUCGCAUGAAGACGCUACGCACUGGUGCUCUGCCUCGCUCCGAACUGCUCAAAGUCUAUGCACGACAACAAGCGCCUCUGCCGUCCAUUGUCGAGCCGACGGAACACGAUGGCGGAGCGCUACCGCCUGCAUGGCCGUUCAUGACGCUUGAUGCGCUCCUCUCUGAAGACUAUCCCCGUACGAGGGAGAUCGUGCAGCAGAUUCGACAGACAUUCGAUUUUGCGCGAGACCUCGCUCUGUGCGCCGAGCCCAUCGUCGACGCAAAGCGAGUCAGUCAGUGGUCGCCGGGUGACCUCGUCUAUCAGAUCUUUCGCUUCUACUGCCUCGCCGCCAAAGAGUCUGGUAGCUCUCAGCCACUCUUUCUUGAGCAGACUGUCGCGGAAGCUGUCGAUGCUUUGCUGCAGCCUUUCAGAUCACCACGCCAGAAAGCUCUCAAGUCUGGCGAGACUGCACAGGAUGCUUGUAUCAAGAUUGCUCGUCGCGAGAGGACAAACACAGGGUUGUUCUUGCAGCAGUAUCAGGAUCUGCUUGCAUUCAACGCAGCUUAUUCGAUGCCCGAGAGCAGUUCGUCACGAGGCCAGAUCACCUUGCAGGCAUUGUUGCUCUUGCCGCUCGUCACUGAUUCGUACGCGCACGACUAUCGACGCUUGCUCUUCAUCGACUAUGCGCACAGUCUGCCGAGCUUCACAUUGGCCGCCUCAGAUCUGAUCUUGGAGAGCUCUGGAGGGUUGACUGCCUUCUUCAAGCCGGCAGUGUCGGAUCUGCCGACCCUUCAGGCGUUGCUCGAUAGCCUGAUCACAGACAGAGUUGAGCGUUCCAAGCAGCCCUUCAUCCAUUCCUACGCCAAAUGGCAUGUCGCGGCGGCUAUCGCCAGCAAGAGCAACUACAGUGCCUCCCUGCUUACCACGCUUCUGACAAAGGCAUCGGACGAAGUCGUUCGCAGUGUUUUCGACGCUCAACCGACCUCAACAGAGAGCCUCGCUGCUCGCAAGGUCUCCUGGCAGAGCCUAGUGCCUAAUCACCAGACCAAGCUCAAAGAGCGCCUGCAAAAGCUCGCAACGAGCUUUGCAUAGACGCGUUUCUUGGCUGGCGCUGCUGUUGGCUCGGAUGCAACUUGCUCUGCUCCGAUAGUCGUAUCACCGUUGACGUCCUGAUUUGGCUUCUGAGACCUCUUAUCACUCUUCUCGAGCUUGGGCCUCUUGCUCUUCCUAGGGUAGAC
Mixia osmundae IAM 14324 is the source of this 3624-nucleotide messenger RNA. RefSeq lists its product as uncharacterized. Gene Ontology annotation, cellular component: nucleus. Gene Ontology annotation, biological process: transcription by RNA polymerase II. The coding region runs from base 50 to 3478 and encodes 1142 amino acids. NCBI's taxonomy places the organism in Eukaryota, Fungi, Basidiomycota, Mixiomycetes, Mixiales, Mixiaceae. The transcript is spliced from 3 exons. The record is from RefSeq and is a predicted model, not a curated record.